AUGGCUGCUGAUUCGCAAGAUGUAAGUUGAGAAAAAUCGGGAAACGGAUCAACGCUUGCAUUCAGAUCUACCGUAAUCUUUCGGCUGACGACCAUGACGCUGCUCCGAUGAUCGUGGAGAGCAUGUGCGUCAACUGCGAAAAGAACGUACUGUCCGAGGGGAAAACUCGUUCGAAACCGACUGAUUACAGGGCGAGACUCGCAUCAUGUGCACGUCGAUUCCCUAUUACAAAGCGGUCAUUCUCAUCUCGUUCGAGUGUCCGCACUGCGGCUACAAAAACAACGAAAUACAGAGCGGAGAAGCGGUUCAAGAGCACGGAACGCUCAUAGUUCUCCGUGUUCAGCAGCAGGACGAUCUGCGAAGACAGCUCGUGAAAUCCGAGUACGCAUCGAUUGAGGUACCCGAAUUGCAGCUCGAAAUUCCGUUCAAAUCUCAACCUGGAGGUCUAUUUCGCCCCAAAUCCAUUCAAUGUGACUAGUGCUUUCAGAAGUGACAACAAUUGAGGGAGUGCUCGAAAGAGUUCACCGAGGAUUGAGCCAAGAUCAGGAGAAACGCAGACUUCUGGAUCCGGAAGGUGCCGCUCAAAUUGACGCCUACCUUCAGAAGAUUACAUCGUGCAUGGAAUUGAAGCAGAAUUGGACACUCAAACUGCGCGACCCGACUGGAAACUGCUUCAUUCAGAACCCGGAUGUCCGCCACGUGGAUCCUCGUUGCAUCAUCUCUCACUACCAUCGAUCACUCGAUGAAAAAAAGCUGCUGGCUUUGGCGGAUGACAAGUAGGCGGUGCCGAUGGUCUUUUCGAACUCAUGCAUCUUUUCAGUGAAGGGGAAGAGGAAGAGGACGAUGAGACGGAAUCUGCACCCGAGUUCAAAAGCUACGACGACGCGAAAGCAGAGGUGCUGCACUUUGCGACGGACUGUCCGAAUUGUCACAGACCGACCGAAGUGAAGAUGAAACCUACGGACAUUCCUUUCUUCCAAACCGUCAUCAUUAUGUCGAUGGCGUGCGAUCGAUGCGGGUACAAGUCGAAUGAGGUGAAAAGCGGAGGAGCAAUCAGAGAUCAGGGAUGCAGACUUUCGGUCAAACUGGAGAAGGACGUCGAUCUAGCGAGAGAUGUGCUUAAAACGGACACUUGUGCAAUGUCAAUCCCGGAAAUCGAUUUGGAAGUCGGAGGAAACGCUCUUUGUAGCCGUUUCACUACCAUCGAAGGGCUUCUCAUGGCGACAAAGGAUCAGUUAGAUUCGGUGAGUGAUAAGAGAGAGAGAAACCUUUUGUAAACGGGUGAUUCCAGCAAUCCUCCUUCUUUAUGGGAGACUCCGCCAAGUCGAAGGAGAAGAGUGAUGUGACGAAAUUCCUCGAGAAGCUCGACGACAUCAUCGCCCUCCGAAUGCCUGCCACUAUCGUUCUCGAUGAUCCGACCGGAUGCAGUUAUGUGCAGAGUUUGACUGCUCCGAUGGAGGACAGUCGGUUGACCAAGGAGUGGUACACCCGGACGUUCGAGCAGAAUGACGAUCUGGGCAUCAACGAUAUGAAGGUGGAGAACUACGGAGAAUUAGAGGCGUUGGCCGAAGAGGAGGAAACCGAAGAAGCUUAA
Molecule: messenger RNA, 1594 nt
Organism: Caenorhabditis sp. 36 PRJEB53466
Lineage: Eukaryota; Metazoa; Nematoda; Chromadorea; Rhabditida; Rhabditidae
Source: the annotation of a GenBank genome assembly